Molecule: messenger RNA, 4180 nt
Organism: Monosiga brevicollis MX1
Lineage: Eukaryota; Choanoflagellata; Craspedida; Salpingoecidae
Exons: 6
Coding region: 118-3549 (1143 amino acids)
Biological process (GO): transmembrane transport
Cellular component (GO): membrane
Molecular function (GO): ABC-type transporter activity; ATP binding; ATP hydrolysis activity
Source: RefSeq, a predicted model, not a curated record
GUGGCGGCCGUCGUCUUUGUCGUCUCGUACCUGCAAGUCGCCUGUUUCUCCUUUAUUGCUCAGCGUCAAGCCCUUCGCAUCCGUCGUCGCUUUUUCCGGGCUUUGCUCUCCCAGGACAUGACCUGGUUUGAUCAGCAAAACUCGGGCUCCCUCGCCGUCAUCAUCUCCCAAGACGUGCCCAAGAUUCAAGAAGCCAUGGGUGACAAGUUUGGUUCCUUCAUUCAGUUUGAGGGCAUGUUUCUCGGUGGCUUCAUCGUUGGCUUUAUCUACUCUUGGAAACUUGCCCUCGUGGUCUUCUCAAUGGUGCCGCUUAUUGGUGCCGGCGGUGCUGUGAUGAGUAAGUACAUUGGCGACGCUCAAGGCGGUGGCAACAAGUUUUACGGCCGCGCCGGUGCCAUUGCCGACGAGGUCAUUCGCAUGAUUCGCACCGUUAUUGCCUUUGACACCCAAGACCACGAAUGUGAACGCUACGAGAAGUCUCUUGAAGAUGCCGAGCGCUCGGGCCGCACGGCCGGUCUUGCCCAGGGCGGCGGUAUGGGCUUCACCUUUGGCGUCAUCUUCUUGGCCUAUGCACUCACCUUUUACUACGGUGGCCAGCUCAUCAACGACGGUGAACUCUCUGCGGGUGAUGUCAUCACCUGUUUCUUCUCCGUCAUCAUUGGCGCCAUGGCCCUGGGCCAGGCUGCCCCCAACAUCGCCACUAUGGCUGCCGGUCAGGCCGCCGCCUACAAGGUCUUUGAUAUCAUUGAACGCCAGUCUGCCAUUGACUCCCUUUCCGAUGAAGGCAUUGUGCCCACUACCCUCGAAGGUGCCAUCGAGUUCAAGGACAUUGAGUUUACCUACCCCACGCGACCCGAGGAGCAGAUCUUGCGUGGUCUCAACCUCAGCAUCAAGCCCCGCGAGACGAUUGCUCUUGUCGGCUCGAGCGGCUGCGGCAAGUCGACGACCAUGGCCCUCGUUGAACGCUUUUACGACCCCAGCAGCGGCUCCGUUUCCCUAGAUGGCAUCAACAUCAAGGACAUCAACGUCCAAUGGCUUCGCUCCCAGAUUGCCCUCGUUUCCCAGAUGCCCGUGCUUUUCCCCACCAGCAUCUUCGACAACAUUGCUCUUGGCGGUGAAAACGUCACGGAGGAGCAGGUCAUUGCUGCAGCCAAAAUGGCCAACGCCCACGACUUUAUUUCCCGCUUUCCCGAUGGCUAUGACACCAUGGUGGGCGACUCGGGCGCUCAGAUGAGCGGUGGCCAGCGCCAACGCAUUGUGAUUGCCCGUGCUCUUGUGAAGAACCCCAACAUUCUGCUGCUCGAUGAGGCCACCUCCGCCUUGGACAACGAGAGCGAGGGCAAGGUCAAAGAAGCCCUGGAUCGCGCCUCCAUGGACCGCACCACCAUUGUCAUUGCUCACCGUCUCUCGACUGUUUUCACCGCUGAUCGCAUCGCCGUCGUGCACCAAGGCAAGGUUGUCGAGAUUGGUGACCCGCAGUCUCUGCUGGAUAAGAAGGGGCGCUUUUACGAUAUGGUCUUUGAUCAGUACGGCCAAGGCAUGGAACGCGGUACUACCCUCACCCUCGACGCCCUUCAAGCUGCCAUCCCCACUGAUAACUCUUUCAAGGGUGCCGCUGGUGAUGAAGAUGAUCUCCCAGUGCGCAAGACCUCCCGUGGUGAAAUUGCCCUCGCCGCGGAUCUCAAGGAGGACCCGGACAAGGACGAUAAGGGGCCUGACGUGGACCGCAGCAUGGUUGGUUGGGUCCUGCAGUUGAACCGCCCCGAGUGGAAGUACAUUGCCAUCGGUGCCUUUGGUGCCUUUAUCGAGGGCGCUGUUUGGCCUGCCUAUGCCAUUUGUCUCUCAGAAGUCAUCACGGCCAUGCAAAACUCGGAUCUUGGCACCAUCAACGACUACGCGGCUGGCUUUGUGGGUAUUGCUGUUGCCGUCAUGGUGUGCGUCUUUUUGAAGUUCUACAUGCUUACGCGCUCAGGCGAAGCACUCACCCGCCGUCUCCGUUCCAAGACCUUCCGUGCCAUUGUCUCCAACGAGGCCUGGUGGUACGACAUGCCUGAGAAUGCGCGUGGUAUUCUGACUGCGCGCCUGUCCUCCGAUGCCUCGGCCGUGCGUGGCGUUCUUGGUGAUCGUGUGGGUUUGGCAAUGCAAAUCUUUGCCACCGUGGUUGGCUGUCUCAUCGUUUCUAUGAUCUAUUGCUGGCGCGUCGCUCUUGUGGUGCUGGCUGCCUCGCCCAUCAUCGGCGUCGGUGGUGCCCUGCAAUUCAAGCUCAUGUCCGGCUUUGCCGACACCAAGGCCUAUGAGCGCAGCGGCAAGUUUGCCUCCCAGGCCAUCGAGCAUGUUCGCGACGUCGCCGCUCUGGGUCGCCUGAAUGCCUUUGUGGAAGACUACUUUCGAACUCUGGCUGGACCGACCAAGGCCACCAAGCGCCAGGCACAGGUGCAAGGCCUCACCUUUGGCUUUACUGAGGCCUCCAUCUUUGCCGUCUGGGCUCUGACCUUCUGGUGGGGCGCGCAAGUCACCAAUGGCAACCACUGCACCUUUAACGAGAUGUUCAAGAGCCAGUUUGCCAUUCUCUUUAUGGGCAUCAUUGUUGGUCAAGCCUCGUCUCUCGCGCCCGACUUUGGCAAGGCCAUGGUGGGUGCCAAGCGCCUUUACACGCUCCUCAAGGAUCAUGAGGAGCGUCACCCAAAAGAGGAGGCUCGCCCUAGCGCUAAGAUUACCGGCCAGAUUGAGUUCAAGGACAUCAAGUUCAACUACCCCACCCGUCCGGACGCCCGAGUUCUCGAUGGCUUUUCCUUGUCUGUCAUUCCCGGGCAGACCGUGGCUUUGGUAGGCCCCUCUGGCUGCGGCAAGUCUACAGUAAUCGCCUUGACUGAGCAGUUUUACCGCCCCGACAGCGGUACCAUCACCCUUGACGGCAAGAACAUUCAGGACAUUGAUCCCAAGUGUGUGCGUGAGCACUUUGCCCUGGUUGCACAGCAGCCCGAGCUCUUUGCUCUGACCAUCGCCGAGAACAUUGCUUAUGGUCUUGAUCACACCCCCUCUCAAGAGGAUAUUGAGAGGGCUGCCAAAGCUGCCAAUGCCCAUGAUUUUAUUACUGAUUUUGAGGACGGCUACAACACCAUGGUGGGCGACAAGGGUGCCCAGCUCUCUGGUGGCCAGCGCCAACGCAUUGCCAUUGCUCGUGCUUUGAUCCGACAAGAUAACAUCAAAAUCUUGCUCUUGGAUGAGGCUAGUGCCGCCCUCGACACCCACAGCGAGCAGCUUGUGCACGAAGCCCUCGAAGGCGCUCGCAAGGGUCGUACUACACUCGUGGUUGCUCAUCGCCUUAGCACCAUUCAGAACGCAGAUCUGAUUGCCGUUUUGAACCAGGGCAAGGUGGCUGAACUGGGCUCGCACGAGGAGUUGAUGAAGCAGGGUGGUCUCUAUGCCGAGCUCGUCAAUUCUCAACAGUUUGUGUCCACUGACGAGAACGAAAACGGUGGCAACUCGAAUCCUCCAGGUAUGCUGCUCUGCUGCACCUCGACUCAAGGUCGAACACCCACGUUCUGAGGGCACUACCCAUGCAUGCAUUGCCCUCAUACUCUUGCGCGCGCGUGUGGUUUUGCAGCCUACACUGAAGUGACGGAUGAUUUGACGGUGGUGGAUUUGAGCUCUCAAGUCCCGGGCGAGGUGGAGCGCCGUGGCAGGUGAGCUGACUGACCUGGGGGAGCUGCUGCAGGCAGAGCCGUUGAGAGCUAUUGAGAGCUGGCAGCAUGUGCAGGGCAGCAACGGUGGCCAAUCGGCUGACUGGCCUUGAGACAUUGACGCGAUCGGCGUGGUGCCGGUUUCAAAUGUGUCUGUCUGUCUCCGUGUGUGUUGUGUGCGUCUCCAACCCAAUCAAACAUCUUUUCUCAUGUCGGCAUUCGUAUGUUUUUUUUCUGCUUCUUGCGUCUUUCGCUUCCUGCAGCAAGGAGUCUGUUGUCUAAAGAACCACACUGACCUUUAGAGACCCACCUAAAGGCCCAACUUUACAGGCUAUGUUGUAUGAGUUUGAAUGAACGAUUUCGCUUCGUUCUUUUUUUCUUUUCGGUUCUUGUUUUCUCUUUUUUUGCGUUUCUCGUGCUGAACAUACUUGAUUGCUUGUUGUUGCUGCUCGGACCGGCUUUUAUAUCUCUGAGCGACCGAGUUGAUGAAAUAUCUC